AUGGAGAUCUCGUACAACUCUCGUCGUGUGUGGGGUAUAGUUCUGAUUCUAUUCUACAAAAUCUACAUGUUGAAUUCCGUUAUAACUUUUCGCGGAAAUGACACAGGUAAGCUCUCGCGCUCCGACGAAUCGGCAAAUGUUAAGGGAGACAUUAUUCUUGGAGGAUUGUUCCCUGUACACCAAAAAGGGGACGACGGUGCCGAAUGUGGCGCCAUUAAUAUCCAACGCGGUGUACAGCGACUCGAAGCGAUGCUUUUCACAGUUGACCGAAUCAAUUCAGACCCGGAUGUUCUACCAGGAAUUAUACUCGGGGCAGAGAUCUUUGACACAUGUUCGAGAGGCACAUACGCUCUUGAAAGGUCUCUGGAGUUUAUACGAGCGUCAUUUGCCAACCUGGACAGCGCGGACUUCAAGUGUGACGAUGGUUCCGAAGCAAAGGCCAAUGCAACCCCACGUGCAAUUGCAGGAGUCAUUGGCGGUUCCUAUAGUAGUGUGUCCAUACAGGUUGCAAAUCUUCUGCGCUUAUUCAAACUUCCUCAGAUCAGUUACGCGUCAACUAGCGCGGAUCUUAGUGACAAAAAGCGAUAUGACUAUUUUGUAAGGACCGUCCCGCCUGAUGGCUUCCAGGCCAAAGCGAUGGCGGACAUCGUCCAGUUGUUUAACUGGACAUACGUGUCGACAGUCGCCUCCGAGGGCGAUUACGGACAAUCUGGGAUAGAAUCAUUCCAAAACGAGGCUAGAUCCAGGAACAUAUGUAUUUCCAUAUCAAUUAAAAUCAUUUCAAAUUCGAACCAAGAUACAUUUGAUACAGCUAUAGAGGACUUAAAUGGUAAGAAAAAUGCUAUGAUCGUUGUUCUAUUUCUUCGCGUGGAAGACGCACGCAAUUUGCUACUAGCAGCGAAGAGGAAAAAACUUUAUAAUCGUUUUACAUGGAUAGCCAGUGAUGGUUGGGGAAUGCAGGACAAACCCGUUCUGGGGAACGAAGACAUAGCGGAAGGGGCAAUGACUAUAGAAUUAGACUCAACAUUAAUUCCGGAAUUUGAUACAUAUUUUUUGAAAUUAAAACCGGGGACAAAUACAAGAAAUCCAUGGUUUGAGGAAUACUGGGAAACAGUUCACGAGUGUAAGUUUCGCGGGAAAGGUAUCCAUCCCAUAACGGAUCAGGGGGUCAAGAAAAAUUGCACGGGUCAUGAAAAAAGACCCGUUGUAUACCAACAGGAGACGAAAGUCCAAUUCAUAUAUAACGCGGUGUACGCCAUGGCAUUGUCUCUGGACCGGAUGCACAGGGACGUGUGCCCUGGUACUAAUAAACUCUGUGAAAAUAUGAAAAAGAUCGACGGGGAACGCCUCCUUAAAGAAUAUAUCCUGAACACAUCAUUUAAUGGUAAGUAA
Pecten maximus is the source of this 1392-nucleotide messenger RNA. Its product is annotated as metabotropic glutamate receptor 3-like. The record is from RefSeq and is a predicted model, not a curated record. NCBI's taxonomy places the organism in Eukaryota, Metazoa, Mollusca, Bivalvia, Pectinida, Pectinidae. Gene Ontology annotation, molecular function: group II metabotropic glutamate receptor activity. Gene Ontology annotation, cellular component: membrane. Gene Ontology annotation, biological process: regulation of synaptic transmission, glutamatergic; G protein-coupled glutamate receptor signaling pathway.